CUUUCCAACUUUCUCGCAUUUUUUUCCCUUGAAAAAAAAAAAAAUGGCAUUUUCUGUAGCUGCUGCAACACCUAAUGCAAGUAUGCAAAUGGCAAUUUCUUCAACAAAGUUUUCAUACUUAUCUUCUUCCUUGCAAUUUCCAAGAGAGCUUCGUUGUGUUCAAAUUGGGAACUAUGGUUUGAAAUCCAAGAAAGGGUCUUCUUCACGUCUUGUUCCUCUGGUUGAGGCAAAGAAGCAAACAUUUUCUUCCUUUGAAGAAUUGUUGGAGAACUCCGAGAAACCAUUAUUUGUUGACUUCUAUGCUACCUGGUGUGGUCCUUGCCAGUUCAUGGUUCCUAUUCUAAAUGAAGUUGGUGAAUCGAUGAAAGAUAAAAUUCAAGUGGUGAAAAUUGAUACAGAGAAGUACCCAGCCAUUGCAAAUAAGUACAAUAUACAGGCACUGCCAACCUUCAUAUUGUUCAAGGAUGGAGAAGUCUUUGAUCGCUUUGAGGGCGCGCUUAAUGCUCCUCAGUUGAUGGAACGCAUCGAAUCUGCACUGGAAGUUAAGCAGUAGUCCUCUCGUUCUGCCUCUCUAGUGCUUGGAUCCUCCUUUUGAAGUCACUCGUGUUAAAAUUUCAAAAAUCAUGUGCUGUAGAACAUCUGUGGAAGCCUUCAGUUUCUCACUCUACUGUAUUUGCACAGAAAUUUGAUUAGAUACAGUUGUAGAAUGGUUAAUCCACUUGACGUAACUGCUGCCUUCUUUUAUCCCUUUAAAUAUGUUUAGACUUGAAUUUUUCACAGAAAGGCAUACUUUGAUCAACUGAUGUUCAAUGUAUUAAUCAUUUAGAUGGGAGUUCACCAGAA
This is a messenger RNA of Lycium ferocissimum, 843 nucleotides long. RefSeq names its product thioredoxin Y2, chloroplastic-like. NCBI's taxonomy places the organism in Eukaryota, Viridiplantae, Streptophyta, Magnoliopsida, Solanales, Solanaceae. The coding region runs from base 44 to 553 and encodes 169 amino acids. The record is from RefSeq and is a predicted model, not a curated record. Gene Ontology annotation, cellular component: cytoplasm. Gene Ontology annotation, molecular function: oxidoreductase activity, acting on a sulfur group of donors, disulfide as acceptor; protein-disulfide reductase activity. The transcript is spliced from 4 exons.